GCCACCGGCAGCAUUAACAGUGAGAAGAGAAGAGACUGAGUUUCCACACACAGGGAAGAGUGGAGCCAGCACUGACGCGCAAACACACACACACACACACACACACACGAAAAAAAAAAAAAAAAAAAACGCAUACACACACACACAUGCACAGGCAGAAAACGGGAGGUGGACAGAGGCUCCAGCUGUAGCAUGUCCACUGGCUGCAGUCAGACAUGUAGGAGGAGGAGGUGCUCUGCUCGCUGUUCCAUGUCCGCUUCAGUCUUCUAAGCACCUCCCAUCCCCCCCCGAACGCUCGCUCCCUGGCUCUGCGGUUGCUGAGGGGCUGGCUGGAAUGACCCGGGAGAGCGGGAGACACAAGGAGAUGUGCUAGACAGGGCUUGACGGCAGGGAGGACUCUCUGAUCCUUGAUCCCUCUUUUUGUCCAGGCUAACAGACACAAGGCAGACCUCUGAUCUGCCCCACAGAUGCAUGCCCAUUUAGGAGGGCAUGGCUGUGUAGACCGAGGGUCUUCAUCAAGCACAGUCACAGUGAGAAGGACCACCACAGAGACACGCAGGUACACACUCCAUCAACCAGCAGCUUGAGUGUGUGUGUGUGUGUGUGUGUGUGUGUGUGCGUGUGUGUGCGUGUGUGUGUGUGAGUGUGCGUGCACAUAUGCCUGUGAGUGUUUGUGGGAGAUCCCUGCUUAUGAAAAGAACCUCCUGUCCACAAGUCAGCAUUCAGAGAUCGUGAAUGAUUGCAAAACGGAGUGAGGCCUUUGCAGUGCGACCCUGUCCCAUGCUGCUUCCUCCUCUCAGGGGAUGGCCAAGGUCCAGGAUGGACACACGAACGCAUGUGACAGCUCUGCAAUGUUAGAGGAGAGCCAAGAUGGUAUGGACAGCGGUACCCUAAGUCCUGCCUCAGCUCGACAGGUCACCAUCCAGCGCCAUCCGACUCAAGGCUUCGGCUUCAUUGCAGGCAGCCAGAGGCCUGUCAUUGUACGCUCCGUCUCUGCUGACGGCCCCUCCUUUGGCAAGCUUCUCCCUGGAGACCAGAUCUUGGCCAUUAACGAGGAGACGGUGAGCGACGCGCCCCGAGAGAGAGUCAUAGACCUUGUAAGACGCUGCAAAGACACUAUAGUUCUCACUGUGCUGCAGCCCCAUCAGUCACCUAAGUCUGCCUUCAUAAGUGCAGCCAAAAAGGCCCGCCUGCGAACUAACCCGCCUAAAGUGCGCUUUUCAGAGCAAGUGUCCAUCAGCGACCCAGACUCAACAAUGCUAAAGGACGACUCCUUGCUACUCAUACCAAAUGUGCUGAAGGUGUUCUUGGAGAAUGGACAGAUUAAGUCCUUUACGUUUGAUAGCCGUACCACUGUUAGGGAUGUGAUCUCCUCCCUGCAGGACCGCCUCUCACUGCGCUACAUUGAGCACUUUGCCUUAGUACUGGAGGCAGGUGGACUAGACCAGAAUCAGAGGUUGCAUCUGCUGCAGGAGAACCAGCCUCUGACACAUGUGGUGCACAGAACCUAUUUCCAAGGGAUGAAGUGUCUGUUCCGCAUCUGCUUCUUCCCCAAGGACCCUGCGGACCUGCUGAGAAGGGACCCUGCUGCAUUUGAAUACCUCUAUAUACAGAGUCGCAAUGACGUCAUCAAGGAGCGCUUUGGCGUGGAUUGGAAAUCUGACAUCACGUUACGUUUGGCUGCACUCCAUAUCUACAUCACUGUGUCCUCCGCAAGGCCCAAUCAGAAGAUUUCUCUCAAGCAUGUAGAAAAAGAGUGGGGACUAGAGCCUUUCCUUCCCCUCACUCUGCUUCCAACAGUCAAGGAGAAGAAUGUGUGUAAGAGCCUGUCUCAGUUGCUGAAGACCUAUCAGCAUCCACCACCAUCAGGCAACAAGGUCCCUCCUCUCCAAGGAAAGCUGCAGUACAUGCGUGUGCUCAAUGACCUCCCACCAUUUGGAGGAAUACUGUUUCACACUGUUGGACUGGAUGAGAAACAAUCAGCUACAACACUACUUGUAGGUCCUCGACAUGGCAUUAGUCAUGUGAUUGACCUGAAAAACAACCUCACAACAGUUCUGGCCGAAUUCAGUAGGGUUGCCAAGAUCCAGCUCUACCGAGAGAGUCAAGGAGUGGCUCGUGUGGAGGUGACAAUCCAUGAGGCUAAGCCCCUGGUCCUACUCAUGGAAUGGCCUGAUGCCAGUAACUUUGCGUGCCUCAUCUCUGGCUACUACAAGCUGUUUGUAGACCCUAAACGGACUAUCUACUUCCGGACCCCUGGUCAGUCUCAGCUGACCAAGGCAGAUUACAGAAGCUCCCACCAUGCUCACCCACGUUCUGGGGCAACCGGCUUGCCAAGCGGAGGUCGGCGAGGGGACGAGAGGGAAAGCUCGCACAGGGAGUCAGGGUCUUCAAGGGCCCUAGUUCCAGCAGAGCCUCAGCAUCUAGGCCUGUGUCAUGUCCACCUUCGAGAACAACAACAAUUUCAGGAGCUCCAAACAAAUGCUGAAGCUGAAGCUGAAGCUGAACUCGACAUCAAUGAGAACUUUAUUUCUCAGGAGCCCCAUGGGCGACCUCGCACAAAGUCAGAUCCCACCCAACAGAGUACAGAGGAAAUAGCUGGGGUUUUGGAGAGCCCAGCAGUGGAGAAUGCAGGCUUUAGAAUCCGAGCCCAAACAAUGGGUCAGUCCCAGAAAGCUUCACGAUACUUCUGUGAUUCCUGCAAAGCCAGGCUUAGGGCAGAGGGUCUGUCAGCAGCAGUGAACAGUAGUGGGAGCUCUGGGAAACAUUGCUCCAGCGCCUGUGCUUCCCGAGAUGCAGGUGCUGUUGACCUCAUGGCCCUUCCGCCCCCAGGGAAUGUAGAGGAGGAGGAGGAGGAGGCAGAUAGUGGAGGAGAGAAGCUGCAACCACCACCGCCUGCUAUUGCUGCACCACCGCCUGGAUUCAGGGACAACAGUUCAGAUGAGGAUGACCCAAACAGAGGGAGGAAGGCUCGAACCAGUGUCAGCCCAGGGGUCACCUCUGGGAAGCUGGCCCCAUCCAAGGAAGAUGUGCCUGUGACACUGAUUGAUAAUGUGGCCACGAGAACAGUCCGAGAUCAUGCCCAGGAGCUUGAUGAUGCUCUGGUGUCCACCUUACAGGCACUAGAGGCUUUGGCAGCUUCUGAGGACUACCCCCAUCACCCUCAACAGCCAACACAGACUGCAGGGCUGAUUGUCUUAGCUGCCAUUACACCUGAGUCAUCAUUGGACUCAGGCCAUGAGACCAACUCCUCUGAAUUGACGGAUGUUUCUGAGAUGGUGUCGGCAAUGAAGCAGAACCAGAACCAGGCCUACCUGCUGGCUCACCAUAUCAACAAGGAACGUAUCCUAUGCCGCCGUGACUUUCCCUUGGCUAUCCCUGGCUGCACUGCAAAAACCAUAGGGACAGGGGCCUUCUCUGUGGGUCAGAUUCGUGCUGGCUGUCCACCCAAGCAAGUAAUCCUCAGCAAGACUGUUCCCUUUAAAGUCAGUCCCAGUCAAGACUCAGCAAUACUCAGUGUUGUGACAGAGCAAGGGGGCAAUCAAGACACUACUCAGACUGAACAGAAAGCAGAAAUGAAAGCUAACUCUGAGUCCACCAAAGCAAACACCCCUGAUCCCCUUUCUAAGUCACCCGAAGAACUUAAAGUAUCUGAUGCUUCACUGACAGCUCAAGUCAGUAAAGACCAGAAGUUAUCAAAUUCUUCUGGGGAGACACUGUGCCAAAAUCUCACUGAGGGUAUAAAGGGGAAGACAACAGCACCUCUUAAUACAGACCCUAGUAACAAAGCCUUACCAAUCCUCUUGCCUGUGGACAGAACUGCCUCUGCCAAGAUUUCCCCUACAAAAAUGUGCCAAGAUGCCAAGACUGCCUCUAGCGAGACCAUGAAGCCUUCAAGCUCUACAGAACUUCUGCCAGUUGACGACCUUUUCUGCACAUGCCCAGUGCAACAGGAGCCUGGACCUCAACUAAGACUAAAAGACCCACAGGUUCAGAAGGUAGUGGUGUUUCAGUCCUCCUCCCCCACAGAUGACGAGCGUCUUCGGGCCAAAGGCCUCCAGCUGGCUAGCAGCAAAGAAAAUGCCAUUAGAGUAGGAGCAGAUCCUAGUUUAGCAAAACCCAGCCCUCAAAUACAAACCAAGUACUCCCCUCGUUUGCCUGUAAAAGCAGAGAGAAAAGAAAUACCUGAAAGCAAGACUGAGAGUUCCCAGGGAAAAUCCCAACCUGAGUCACAGAAAUGCCCCAUAAAAUCCUUACCUAUUUUAGAUGAUCCAACGACAUCUAGCCCAUCAAUAGAAAUGGUCUCCACUCUCCCAGCCAGAGACUCAAAGAAACAAGGUAAGGGGAAGUCCCAGCGCAGUGCCCCUUUCUUGAGCUUUAGAAACCUUCUUUCAGCUACGUUCCCAGCAAGAAUGCGAAGAGAAACAGAUGAGCGGAGGGCUCAGUUGCAGAAAGUCCGCCAGUAUGAGCUAGAGUUCUUGGAGGAGCUUCUGAAACCCAAGUCCUCCCAGGGAGAAUUUUUGCCCCAAGGAUCCUCACCUGUGCCCUCAGGCACUCCUUGUGCCUGCCAGCUCCGCACUAGCCCUGUCCUAAAGGCACCAGGUAUCUCCAGGGAGCAGAGACGCAGCUGUGACUGUAAGAGAAUGUGUAGGGGCAUGCGACUACCUGACACACCAGUUGGCUCAACAACAGAGACACAACACAGAGGCAGAGACAGAACUAUCUCAAAGACCCCUCCUGCAGUCUCCAAAGCUCCUCACACCCAAGGUGCUACAAGGAGACCCCAGACCUUAGAGAUCAAGACCACACGAAUACGCUCUACCAGCCUUGAGUCAAGAGAGCCAAGGGGAGAGCAGGGCUCCUGCUUGCCCACCUGUACUUCUCAAACAGAUUGCAUGGGAGCUCCACAAUAUAAGAAGCUCCAGAGGCGAUACAGCAUUGGAGAACUGGACAACAGCACUAGCACACCUGUGUAUGCUGAGGUGAAGCCAAAAGCUAAGAGUCUAGAGAAGGAGAUGGAGAGAGUGAGGGCCACAGGGUUGAGGCUCCCCACCCCAGUAGAGCCAGUCCACACUCAGUCUCAUCAAGCAGAAGGGAAGGGGAAAAAGGGUGUGUUUUUCAUUCAGGGAGAAAAGCUACUGUGUGAAAGUAAAGAAGGGACUGGCGAGGUGCUGCUGACCCUGCCCAGUGAAGACAGUGAUGACAAGGAUAAAUGCUGCUCAUUCUGUUUCUGCUACAGGAAGUGUGAAGCAACAGAUGAAAGCAGUGAGAAGGAUGAGCUCUCAUACUCCAUACCCCUUCAGGUCCUUCCAGGCAUGGAGCUAGACUCACAUACCUUUCCUGUAGUAAGUAAAACCCUCCAGGUUCUUAAUGCAGAAGACUGCAGUGGAGAGGAAGAAGAAGAGGAAGAGGAGGAGCCACAGACACAGGAAAUUGACCUGAGAGCCUGCCGUACGCUGGAGGGGAGCCUGGCACGGGUACAGGCUCUACAAGGGAAAACAUUCAGCUUACCUGAUGGUUUCCUAAAUGCCCAGUUGGAUGCUAAUGAGUUGCUAGCUAUCCUGCGCCAGUGUGCUAAUAGCCCACAAGCUGAGGGUGAGGCUCGUCUUCAGCCCUCACGGAUUGCAGAGUACAAACAGGAGUUGGCAGUGCGCUUCAAAGAAUUCAGAGCAUCUUGUCGACGAGUGGCGAGUGUUGAAAAAAGCCCAACACGUAUGCUUGCUGUUGUCUCGGCAAGCUUUCAAGUGUUGUGUGAACUAACUCAAACCUUCAUUAAAUUGGUCAGAGGGGUUCGUUCAGAAGCCCAAAGGCUGCAACUGUUGAGAAAAGUUGAGGAGGUAGCUAUCAACUACACUUUGCUUCUGCGUGCAGCAGAAGAGUCAAUGGGACACUCAAGCAGCCUGCCGACAAAGACAGUUAGCCCUCAAGUUUCCUCCAACACCAAUAACAUGGGCUCGCUCACUCGACCCAUCAAAACUCUGCCUGCCCAGUAAAAAUAAAUCUGGCAGGCAUGUAAUCACAACAGUCCAGAAUGUGGGUCGCUACUCUAUACAAAUUCAUUAUUUAUUUAUUGUUUACAUUUUUUACAAGACGUGCAAUUAAUCAUCCUCAGUAAAAAUUGCAAUGCAGCUGUUCCAUCCCAUGUUUACAGGCCCUGAGGUAGCCUUGUGGAUCUUGUUUUGAAAUAUAAAGAUACACCAAACUAAUGCACAAUGGAAUAAGAACCCUAUAACAGACUGGGUGAUACAGGGCUAAUCACCUCAUAUCAAUAUUCACAAUAUACAUAAGUCAUUAUAGUAUAAUAUUUUAUAUGUAAUGUAUAUUUGAGUUGUGUCUACUUAGCAAAUAAUAUAAAGUUUUGUGAAGAAAAAAAGGUACCGAAUAUAUUUGAAAUGUAUUGAGUUAAGAGAACUAUAAAAGUUAUAACAAAUCAUCAUAAAUAAAUGUAUGCUCUGGACAAAAAUAUUUCAAAGAUUUCGUCAAGUAGCGACUUCUGUAAAUUGCGUAGUCCAAAGCGUUGGUUGGUUAGAUGGUGAUGUGUUUGUUUGUUGAAAUUUCUAACUGUUGUAAUGCAAAAUGGAGAUCUCUGUUGGCUAUGUUGACAAUGUCUGGCAUACUGAUACAAGAGUCAAAAUGUAAGUAACAGUGUUGGAAAAUGAAAACCACUGAAAGACAAGUAUGACAUAUUAAACUAUACUUAAUGACAGAGGCCCAUUCUCUCACUAUAACGGUGCAGGUAUGAAAUACACCUGCUCAGGGCAGACAAUGUAGCAGAGACCCAAGUCACAGUCUUAUCCACUAUACAGUAAUGAGUUAUGUUACAUCACUCAGCUGUAUAGAAGGAAUACCCACACUGUACUUAAUAACGCACAGAGUGUAUUUUACACCAUCACUAAUCCAUAGCUCACUUGCAUCUCAUGUGUUGUGAAUCAUAGUUUAAAUAUAGCCAUCCACUUGCAAGUGAGUAAGCGUAUCUCUAGGAUUUUGCACAACCUCUGAAAUUAGCUCUGAAGUCGAAAUGUAUCUUUUAAUGUUUGAUUCAGUGUUUUUUAUUCACUCUGCUGCUGAAAAACUCACUUGAGUCCACACCAACAGUUUCACAUAAUCCAUAUCCUCAAGGUUAAAGCUUACCCGUUUCAAAAGAUCCUUUGUUUUUAUUCAGGUUUUCAGAUACAAUAUAAACAAAUUUGCUUUCUAUGUGCUGUUAUACAUUGUGCAAUCUAGCAAAUAUAUAAGAAACACACAAAGUAGUUUUCUAUGUAUUUUAAUAAAACUAACACAUCUGUUUCCUGUCUGAAAUCUCCUUUGUGUCUCAUCCUCUUGUUAUUCCUGGAAAUUAUUCACAGUGGCUUUGUAGUUGUACUGGCCUAACAUGUAUACUGGACAUACUGUUAAAAGAAAGUGCUGUGAAACCAAAUUAAUAGUGACAAAUGGGCUGCCAAAAUACUAAAGACAAGAAAUGCAAUAUGGCUGUAUGACUGUAUUGUUCAGUCAUUUGGGAUAUAACAUGGUACUCCAAUGAAUCUAACUCAAAUGUGUUUUAAAUACUUUUAAAUACUGUGUAUGGUGCAAUAUCCACCCUGAGACAUGGUAUCUAAUCAUCCUUGAAUCAAGGUAUUUACUGUAACUGUUUGGUGGUGAGGAAUUGAUUUUAAGAUGCUAAGUGUCAUACAGUAUACAUACUGUAGUUUAAAACAAACUUACAAAUGUUCAGUGUUUGACGAACAUUAUAAAUCAAUAGUGGUGUUCAUUUAAUUGCACCUGAUAUUUUCUAGCCAGACUAUGUCUUAGUACUAAUGUGAAUUUGAGCCAGUUACACUUCCUCCUGUUCAUUUUUUUUUUUUUUUACUAUUUCAGUUUAGGGUUAGGGUGUGAUUGUACAUCACACUCACAAUGUGAUUACUCACUGGUGAAGGGAAAUAUAGCCCACCUAUAAUACUUUUCACUUUAUACUGACAAUUUCACAUUCAAUAUAAAAGGAAAAUCAAUAUAUCAGCUUUAUUGCACUUCUUUUCUUGGUUUCAGUAGACAUUUGUGGUGUUGACAAGCACUUUCUUUUAACUGGUUUUCCUUCGCUGUUGAUGUAGCAUUUUCCAUAACCAUAUGCAGUGUUUUCUCUUUCACUGUACUGCAUGUUUUCCCUUACGUAUUAGACUUUCAGGGGCAGAUACUGAUGAUACUGUUUGUUCAGAUAAUUUUCCCAUUCUAAAGUGAAAAAAUGGGAAAACAAUUGAAAGGCCACGGUGGCAACAUGUUAAUGUUUUGCAAAUGAUAUUCGAUAUGGAAAAGUAUUAUUCUACACUGUUAAUGUAAAUAAUAAGAUCAAAUAUUUGAGAGAACAAAAAAUCCUUUUAAAACAUCACUUGUAACAUUAAGAUUUAUCCAAACUCUUCACUAUUUUGUAAAAAUGACAAGAUAAAACAUGUCUGUAAGGUAAUUAUUUAUAGUAGUAAUGUAACAUAGAGACUAAUAGCAAAACAUAUAUUUUAAAGAAUAUAUUAUGAGUAUAAAGCAUGGGACAUGUUUAUUUUUAUAAACAAAAUAUCAGACAAUGUUCUCUCAUCAGCACUUGAAAAUUUUAACAUUAUAGUAAACAUUUUCUGUGGUUGUCACUGUUCAGUUGCUUUGCUAAACUGUGUGGAUUUGUCUAUGUUUCAUUCACACAAUGAGCCCUCCAUGGCUUAAUCCAUUGUUUCUUUAUGUGCACCUAUUCAUUCCUGUUUUUAUUUACUGUCAAUGAUCUUGUCCUCACUGUGGUCUUUUGUCUGUGUACAAAGUUAACUCAUGUUUUAAGAGCAAUAAAGUAUAUUAUAUAAACUCUU
Molecule: messenger RNA, 8822 nt
Organism: Seriola aureovittata
Lineage: Eukaryota; Metazoa; Chordata; Actinopteri; Carangiformes; Carangidae
Gene: frmpd3
Product: FERM and PDZ domain containing 3
Exons: 17
Coding region: 804-5993 (1729 amino acids)
Cellular component (GO): cytoskeleton
Molecular function (GO): protein binding
Source: RefSeq, a predicted model, not a curated record